Gekko japonicus is the source of this 2065-nucleotide messenger RNA. Its product is annotated as tripartite motif-containing protein 7-like. Bases 13 to 1587 code for a protein of 524 amino acids. Lineage: Eukaryota; Metazoa; Chordata; Lepidosauria; Squamata; Gekkonidae. The record is from RefSeq and is a predicted model, not a curated record. Gene Ontology annotation, molecular function: protein binding; zinc ion binding. The transcript is spliced from 8 exons.
GUCCAGGCAGCCAUGGCGGCGGGGGGUCCCCUGGAGGAGCUCUGCGAGGAGGCCACCUGCUCCAUCUGCCUGGAGUUCUUCAGGGACCCGGUGGCCAUCGCCGAGUGCGGCCACAGCUUCUGCCGGGCCUGCCUGACCCGCAGCUGGGGGGAGUCCGGGAUCGCCGAGCCUUCCUGCCCCCAAUGCAGGCGAAGGGCGCAGGAGGGGAGCCUCCGCCCCAAUCAUCAGUUGGCCAACAUUGUGGAAAUCGCCAAGAGGUUCACUCUGCAGGAGGGGAAAGAGGCCGGUGGGAAGGGGGGAGCCUGCGAGAAGCACCGGGAGUCGGUAGAGCUCCUCUGCGUGGUCUGCGGCAGGUCCCAGGAACCCAGAGAUCCUCUGCAGGAGGUGGCCCAAGAGAAGGAGGCGGUCGGGACAGCUGGAAAAGGGGGAGUUUGCCAGAAGCACCAGGAGCCCCUGAAGCUCUUCUGCAAGGACGAUGGAGCUCUCAUCUGUGUGGUCUGUGACCGGUCCAAGGAGCACAGAGAUCACAAAACCCUUCCUCUUGAGGAGGCUUUCCAAGAGUACAAGGAUCAGUUCUGCAGCUGUCUGGAGAUUCUGAAGAAGGAGAGAGAGAGAAUUGUGGCGUAUAAAGGAGACGUGGAGAAGGAAAGCCAAGAGCUGCUCAAGCAAACCACAGGAGAGAAGCAAGAGACAGUGACCAAGUUCAGGCAACUGCACCUGUUUCUAGAGGAACAAGAGAAACUUCUGCUGGCCCAGGUGGAAGAGGUGGAGAAGGAGGUAGCGAAGAAAAGGGACUGGCACCUGGCCGAAAUCUCUGAGGCCCUCUCCUCUCUGGAAAGCCUCAUCCGGGAGAUGGAGGAGAAGAGUCAGCAGCCGGCCACGGAUCUCCUGCAGGAUGCCAGAAGCACCUUACAGAGGUAUGAAGACAGGGAGUCAUUUGAGAAUCCAGCAGCUUUCCCUCUUGCACUGAAGUGGCACGUCUGGGACUUCUCAGAUUUAAGUCCCCUUUUGGAUGGAAUCAAGAAGCAACUCAAAGACACUCUGGAUUCUGGACUUCACCUGCAGAAAGCAAAUGUGACUCUGGAUCCAGACACGGCCUAUCCCAAACUCAUCCUGUCUGAGGGUCAGAAAAGCGUGAGAGAUGGAGAAAAAGCUCAAGCCCUGCCCAACAAUCCUGAGAGAUUUGACCAGCGCCAUAUUGUGCUGGGCCAUGAGGGAUUCACAGGAGGCCGCCAUUUCUGGGAAGUCCUUGUGGAAAGUGAGGGAGACUGGGCUGUGGGGGUGGCCAGAAAGUCUGUGAGGAGGAAGGGAAGUAUCACCUUGAAUCCUGAGGAAGGGAUCUGGGAGGCGGGGAAGUGGGGGGGCAGCUACAAGGCUUCUGUGAAAGGCUGUAGUCCUCCCCUCACCCUGACCGGGGAGCUGAAGAGGAUCCGAGUGUGCCUGAACUACAUUGGGGGGCGAGUGGCCUUUUUCGAUGCUGACCGAGCAGCUCUUCUCUAUGAGUUCUCUGGAGCCUCCUUCCUCGGAGAGACCCUCCUGCCCUUCUUUUGGGUAUUAAAAAAAGGCCACCUCAAAAUAUCUUCCUAAGACCUUUUCUUCACACCAGGACCAUCAAUAAGAAAAUAUUAUUCCUCAAGACCCUUCCCCUUUUUGAGUCCUGUAAAGGCCUCUCUGGACUCCCAGCCAGCAAAACUGACUUGAGUAAAAUGGAAACGUUCCCCCCCCCCCGUGUCCCAACAUUCCCUUUUUUCUUCGUAGCUUAUUCCUCAAAACAACAGUUAACACAUUUCCCAUUAUAAAGAACAGCAGGCUCGUUCCAAAGGAGGGUUCUGAAUAGGCCCUCCCCAGCCUCCCCUCUCCUCAAGCACGAGAGGAACAACCUCCAGAGCCUACAGAGGAAGAAGAGGCCCUGAGAGUUUAAAUUAGUAGUCUGGACUUUUUCUUUCUUUUGCUUUCCUGGGCACCAUCUGUUAGGAUUUGCCUGUGUUCAGCCUGCCGUUUCUGAAGGGCACUGAAGAUCCUGCCCCUAUCAAAGUUGAUACCUUCAUAGCACUUGGGUUUCAGU